Molecule: messenger RNA, 1468 nt
Organism: Thrips palmi
Lineage: Eukaryota; Metazoa; Arthropoda; Insecta; Thysanoptera; Thripidae
Product: glycine-rich cell wall structural protein-like
Exons: 5
Source: RefSeq, a predicted model, not a curated record
CCGCCCCCCGCUCUCGGGGCCCUCCGCCCGGAUGGACCAACAGAAACAGCCACAGGACUCGCACCGCCACCUCGUCAUCACCAUCCACCAGAGCGACAAGGUCGACAAGGGCGAGGCCGGGGAGGAGGCUGGCCACCACAAGCACCGGGCCGGCGAACCCAACUCGGAGGCGAAUGCCCACAGUGGUGGCCGGGGAGCGAACCAAGAGGACGGAGGUCUUCAAGGUGGUGCCCGUCUUCACGGAGGCGGCGGCAGCCUUCAAGUAGGCGGAGGUCUUCAAGGCAGCGCCGGUCUUCAAGUGGGCGGCGGACUUCAAGGAGGCGGAGGUCUUCAAGGCGGCGCCGGUCUUCAAGUGGGCGGCGGAAUUCAAGGAGGCGGUGGUAUUCAAGGAGGCGGAGGUCUUCAGGGAGGAGGCGGUCUUCAAGUGGGUGGUGGUCUUCAAGGAGGCGGUGGUCUUCAAGGAGGUGGAGGUCUUCAAGGAGGUGGAGGUCUUCAGGGAGGCGGUGGUCUUCAAGGAGGCAGCGGUCCCGAAGGAGGCACGAAAUACCAACCUCAGGGAGGGGGCGGUCUUCAGGCGGGUGGAGGCUUUCAAGCAAGUGGGUCUGUCCAAGCUGGCGGGGUCGGCCUUCAAGCCGGGGGCGGCCUGCAGGGCAGCGCGGGCAUCAACGCAGGCGGGGGCGGCAUCAGAGCGAAUGCCGGUGGCGGCGUCCAGGGCAGCGCGGGUCUCCUGGGUGGGCCAGGCCUUCAUGCCGGCGCCAGUCUUCAUGGCGGCAUCGGCCUCCAGGCCGGGGCCGGGGCUGGGGCGCAGGGCGACGCGGAGGGUGGCGGUAAACUUCAAGGCGGGCUGAACGCAGGCAUUGGUCUUCAAGGCGGGCUGAACGCAGGCGCGGGUGGUGGCGGGCUGAACAAAGGUGGCAGUCUUCAAGGCGGGCUGAACGCAGGCGUUGGUCUUCAAGGCGGGCUGAGCAAAGGCGGCGGCGUUCAAGGCGGUCUGAACGCAGGCGUCGGUCUGCAAGGCGGGCUGAACGCAGGCGCUGGCGGUGGUGGGAUCAGCUUAGGGGCUGGACUGGGUGUCCAGGCAGGGGCCGGCCUCCAGGCGGGCGGAGAUGCACGAGGCAGCGCCCAAGGACAAGUAGGCCUUCAAGGAGGCCGGCAGAGCGCGCUGAGCGUCGGCCAGGCGGGCGCGGGCUUGAGCCAGAUCAGCCAGAUGCCGGCGGAGCAGGUGGACCUCGGCGCGCUGUGCGUCCUGGCGUCCAUGCAGCGCAACCUGCCCUCGCCGCCGGAGUCGUUCGGCUCCAUCAUGAAUAGCCUCAACUUCCAGAACCUCGGCCGAUCGUCCCGGCCCGCGGCGCAGUCGUUCGUGGCGCGGCUGCUGCAGGGCACGCGCAGCGCGCUGGGCGGCUCGGCGCCGGGCGCCUUGACGGGGCCCAACGUGUUCCAGCCGCCACCCGGGGGCCGCCUGCUCGAG